This is a messenger RNA of Alosa alosa (allis shad), 1648 nucleotides long. RefSeq names its product protein O-glucosyltransferase 1 (gene poglut1). NCBI's taxonomy places the organism in Eukaryota, Metazoa, Chordata, Actinopteri, Clupeiformes, Clupeidae. Gene Ontology annotation, biological process: positive regulation of Notch signaling pathway; protein O-linked glycosylation. The transcript has 11 exons. Gene Ontology annotation, cellular component: endomembrane system. The record is from RefSeq and is a predicted model, not a curated record. Bases 201 to 1382 code for a protein of 393 amino acids. Gene Ontology annotation, molecular function: UDP-glucosyltransferase activity; UDP-xylosyltransferase activity.
CUAAUUGAAUGCUGUUUGUCACAAUAACGGCAAAGCAAGUUCACUCAGGGUUCCAGACAGUGAGGCCUGUCGAUUUGGCUCGUCAGGGCUUUGCCUUAUGAUCACAUCAGUGAGUCAGACAAGGCUUGAUUAGAAGAUGACCGACAGUGACGAAUGACUACGUUACAUUCUUCCAGACCCGACUAUUCGAUCAACAAGAAAUGGAGCCGAGGUUGCUGAUCCUACUCACUGUCAGCUUUCUGCUGUGUGGAGUUCAGAGAAGUUUGGCUGACAAAGUCUCAUUUGCAGGCAAGCGAUGGAAGAAGCAACUGGACCAAUUAGAGGAAGCUGUACGAAACUACAAGCCAUGCAGUCAACACAACUGUAGCUGCUACCUUGGAGUCCUAAAGGCAGAUCUCAAGCCAUUUCGCCCUGGAGUGUCAGAGUCUCUUAUGAUGGAGACAGUCCGUCGAGGAGUUGGUACGCACUACCAGAUCAUCAACCACAAGCUGUACAGAGAACAUAAUUGCAUGUUCCCUGCCAGAUGCAGUGGAGUGGAGCACUUCAUUCUGCAGGUGAUUGACAGGCUCCCUGACAUGGAGAUGGUGAUCAAUGUGCGAGACUACCCGCAGGUGCCCCACUGGGCCCAGCCUGCCCUCCCUGUGUUGUCCUUCAGCAAGACACCAGACUACCAGGACAUCAUGUACCCUGCCUGGACCUUCUGGGAAGGAGGCCCUGCGGUCUGGCCCAUCUACCCCACUGGACUAGGCCGAUGGGACCUCAUGAGGGAUGACCUGCAGAAAUCAGCAGCACAGUGGUCAUGGAAAAAGAAACGCUCUAAGGGAUUCUUCAGAGGCUCAAGAACCAGCGCUGAGCGGGACCCUCUGAUCCUGCUCUCCAGGGGGCAGCCAGAGCUUGUGGAUGCCGAGUACACCAAGAACCAGGCCUGGAAGUCAGAGAAGGAUACUCUCGGGAGACCACCUGCUAAAGAGAUUUCCCUAGUUGACCAUUGUGAAUACAAAUAUCUCUUUAAUUUCCGUGGCGUGGCUGCCAGCUUCCGGCUAAAGCACCUCUUCCUGUGUGGCUCGCUGGUUUUCCAUGUCGGGGAGGAGUGGCUGGAGUUCUUUUACCCGCAGCUCUGCCCGUGGGUGCACUACAUCCCUGUCAAGCAGGAUCUGUCUGACGCCAGAGAUUUGUUGCAGUUUGUGAAGGAGAAUGACAAUGUGGCUGAGGUCAUUGCCAAGAGGGGUGAGCGCUUCAUCCUGGAUCACCUAAGGAUGGCGGACGUCUCCUGCUACUGGGAGAAUCUGCUCAGCCAGUUCGCCCAGCUGCUACAGUACCGGCCCACCAGACGACCCAACUACAAUCAGAUCACCCACAGGCCCGACCAUGGCGAACUCUGACCCGGAGGACCGGACCUCCAAGACGCGUGAGGCUACGUCCUCCUCUUGUCCAUUAGGUUGCUCAUAUACCAUUUCCUCCUCUUUAUCCUCCUCCUCCUCCUCCUCUGUGCUUCACCAGGGCAGCUUAUGCAGAAUUGCCAUCAUUUGCUCAGCUUUAAAGAGCACAUUUUAUACGCAGGCCAACAGCUGUCAAAACAUUUGAUCCCAUCUAAUAAGCCAUCCUAUACUGUACAAGCAACACAAGUUCUUGAUUUCUGGUGUAUGAC